Molecule: messenger RNA, 4681 nt
Organism: Sturnus vulgaris (Common starling)
Lineage: Eukaryota; Metazoa; Chordata; Aves; Passeriformes; Sturnidae
Source: RefSeq, a predicted model, not a curated record
GCCUGCGCUCGGCAUUCGCGUGUGCCGAGCUCCGGUGGCCGCCGAGCGGGGCCCCGGGCGGUUCUCGGUAUGUCUUGUCCGUCCGUGUGUCCGUGUGGCAGCUCCUGCCCCUGGCACUCCGGUGGGUUCGUCCCCACGGAGCCUCUCGGGUCCCCAGAGUUUUGUGGUGCCGAGUUCUGCAGAAGCCCCGGUGCCAUGAUGCCUCAGAAGAGGGGACAGAUACCUUCCAGAAUAGCCAUGAGCAGUUAUUGGAAAGUCCUGGGAAUUUUCUUAAUCUUUCUUCAAAAUGCACUGUCUCUCCAGCCAGCCCGGCCCAAAGUGCUGCUGGUGUCUUUUGAUGGGUUUCGAUGGGAUUACAUCUACAGAGUGCCCACUCCCAAUUUCCACUAUGCCAUGAAGAACGGGGUGCACGUCAGGCAGGUCACAAAUGUGUUCAUAACCAAGACCUACCCCAACCACUACACGCUGGUGACUGGGCUCUAUGCAGAGAGCCACGGCAUCGUCGCUAACGAGAUGUACGACCCUGUCCUGAACGAAUCCUUCUCCCUGAACAAAAUGAACACCCACAACUCCAAGUUCUGGGAAGAGGCCUGCCCAAUAUGGGUGACAAACCAGAGGGAAGGACACAAAUCUGGUGCUGCUAUGUGGCCUGGGACAGAUGUGAAGAUACAUGGAGUCUUGCCUACACAUUACAUGCCCUACAAUGAAUCUGUUCCCUUUGAAGACAGGGUAGCAAAGCUCAUUGACUGGUUUACAUCAGAAGAACCCAUAAACUUUGGUCUUCUGUACUGGGAGCAGCCUGAUGAGAUGGGCCACUUGCUGGGCCCAGAAAGCCCACUUAUGGGAGCGACAAUCAAGGACAUUGACAGAAAACUGGGAUAUCUCAUUUCUGAACUGAAGAAAGCGAAGCUGUGGGAUGUGAUAAAUGUCAUAGUCACAAGUGAUCACGGGAUGUCACAGUCGUCCUCAGAAAGGCUCAUUGAGCUUGAUCAGUACGUGAGCAGAGAGCUCUAUGAAAUCAUUGAGCACACCCCUACAGUAGCAAUUUUGCCAAAAGAAGGCAAACUGGAAGAAGUAUAUGAAGCUUUGGCCAAUGCUCAUCCCAACAUGACUGUAUAUAAAAAGGAGCAGAUUCCAGAUAGAUUUCAUUACAAACACAACAGAAAAAUUCAGCCCAUCUUAGCAGUGGCUGAUAAAGGAUGGGAAAUUGUACAUAACAAGACUGAUGGUUUUCUAUUUGGUAAUCAUGGAUAUGACAACACUGUACCAGAAAUGCAUCCAAUUUUUUUGGCAGUUGGGCCUGCUUUCAGAAGGAAUGCCACCAAACAAUUCAUGAAUGCUACAGACUUGUACCCCUUACUGUGCCACCUGCUUGGCAUCAAACCACUGCCCAACAAUGGUUCCUUAAAUGCUGUGAAGGAUAUACUUGUUGAGGGAGUUCCUGGAGCCCGUGGAGCAGAUUCCUACUCCACUGUUAUAGGAGUCUUCCUGGGCAGCUUGCUAGUUUUGGUUUUUACUGCAGUUUUUGUUAAGCAUUUUGUCCUUGCCCAAGCAAAUUCCAUGCAAAUCCAACACACUGAAGCUGCCCAGCCACUGCUGCAAGAUUAACAACACCUGGGAUUAUUUCCUGUUUGAGGCUUAACAUAAGCCUAUACAAAGAAAAUAAACAAUGGAGAUGGAUCAGCAUGACCAUGUGGAGUGAAAAGAGAUGGAUGCUGACCCACUGGUACUCUGGGCCAUGUACAGACCAGGGAUGGAGAGAGAGCAUGUUCCUGUUUCACCCUGCAGCCACUUCCUCUUCCAGGGCUUGAGGAUAUCCUAGGCAAACCUGGGAAACUCUGUGUGUAUGUAGACCUGUAGUGACAGUAGGCCUCAAAUACCUUAUUAUGGCUAUUUCUAGGGAAAUAACAUAAACUUCAGUGCAAUUCACAGACUAUUAAAUGGUGAUUUCAUUUCCCACCCUCUUUUUUGUUUUAUUCUUUGAGGGUUUUUUUGAGGCUCUUUGAUUUUAACAAGUCACUCAAUGGUACUAAACUUCUUUGUUAGUAUUUUAAUUCCCUGCCCAAGAAAGCUUGUGCAUGGGUCACCAUUACAGAUAACUUGGUGUCUUAAAUCCUGCAGGAAAUAACAUUAUUAUUCAGCUAGGCCAUGCAGAGCUAGGUGUCUAAGUUUGGAGUUACAUAUAUUUCUUCAAGUUACUGUGCUAACUGUAGCUCCAAAAUACAAAUCUUAAGUGGUAUUUCCUUUAGCAAUCAGCAUUAAACUGCUUGAUUCGUAAUGUUUUAAAAAUUUAUUCAAGUAAAUGUAGAUUUUUACCACUUUAGAUAUGAUUUCAGGUAAAUGUAGGUCUUUUUCAAUUUCCUGUACACUGCACUAAAUUUUCUAGGCGUUCCAUGCAGCUGGCAGGAUAAAGACACAUAUGAGCACCACACCUGUAUCCAAAUGGAGUCUUUUCUAUUUCUGUGGUACUAAAGGAGGUGAAUAAGUUGAGAAACAAGGAUGCUCAGGCUGGUUUCAGAGUGUUGUCAGGCUUGGUCCUGGUCUCCUAGUGAUGAUUCUGAGUUUGACUUGUGUCUUGUGCUUUAUCUGCUCUGUCUGGGUGGGCCUUGGAAUGGGAUGAUCAGGACUACACAUUUUAAAGGGCAGCUGUGUAAAUCCUAAGCCAUAUAUGUUCUUAAAUCUGAAAAAGCACACUUUAAUAAUAAUUAAAAAAAGGUGUAAGACUGGAGUUAUUUUUCCAGAGGAAAACCUCUGUCAAGGAAAAAUAUGAAUUCUGUGUCAACAAAGGUACAUAUUUUCAUUCUUUUGUGUGUGGCAAUAAAUCUUCUUACUAGGCUAGUUGUGGGGUUUUUUUAUGAGCUCACUUAAAUGGCAAGUGAAAAUCUGCUGACUAAAGUUUGUAUAAAGUUUCUCAUUCUGAUGUGAGAAAAGUUGUCUAUUGUCAGACUUCUCCCCGUGAGAUGAUAGUAUUUCUCAGCAUUUCGAUGCUGAGUACAAUGCCUGAAGGAGAAAGAAACUUUCAAAAUGAGUGCAGAAGUAGCAGACCUGGGUAUUUUUAAAUGCAAUUUAUGUGUGUAGCCACAGCCCCGAGCAGAGGGCAAGGAUGGGAACACCUUGGCUUUGGAUAUGCUCUGCCAAACCAAGGGCAUGACUGACAGUACUGCAAGGGGAGAGCUGGAGUACAAAAUUCCUUUUGCUGGGCUAAAUUCCACUCCUAAUGAAGAUCUGUUGUGUUUCUCUGUGAUGUCAGGGACACUUAGCACCAAGGUGUCUUGCAGACAGAUGUGGGCAUUUCCAGAGGCCACAUCUGGGUGUAGCAAAUGCUUGAGAGGGAAUGCAAUGAAAUAGCCCAACUUAAGGGUUAUGCUGAAAGUUCAGCUGUGAUAGUAGCUUUAGGAAGGCAGGAAAAAUGCAGGUCUGUUGGAAGAUAGCCUUGAUUCUUGGUGCAGCUGGCCAUUAGCUGUGCCUGAAGUUGAAUUUGCUGGCCCAGGUAAAACUGAGUUUUGCAGGAGCUCCAGCUGAACCACGACACCAGUAACGUGUUCACGGCAGUUUUCAGAGACCAGGGAAGUCUGAGCACAAAACCCCAACCUCUGAGUUGUUACUAAUCCCUCCCCUACCCACCUUCCAAAAAGUGGAUGGCACACAGCAAACUGAUGUACUGAGUCCACCUUUUCUUGCUUAUUUUCAGCUUAAAAAUGAAUUGUAGCACAAACAUGUUGUGUGUUUAAAGGAAGGUCUGCAGGCUUCGAUAAGGCAAUAACAGUGACAAUUGUCAUAACAACGCCAUAACCCUCACCUGUAGCUUCUGCACUUUGGAACACAUUGCUUCAGUAGAAAUUCUUCUUAUUACAGUAAUUUCAUAGCAGUGAUCGUGGCAGAUGUAAAAAAUACUGAGUUGUAAUCUCAGAGCUUUUCCUUAAACCCUACUUUAAUUGUGGCAAGUGUAGUUCUAUCAUCAGCCAAAGUGACUCUUGAUUUUAAGGAGGGGGCAAAGUUUGUCAGUAUUGAUCAGUGAUUUGGGACUUAAGAUUUACCUUCCCAAAUAUGCAACAAGGAUAGAGCAGUAGGUUUCCCCCAACAAAGGGUUUGGGAACAAUAAUAUUCAGAAUAGGCUGGGGACACGAAUGUGAGAACUGUUGAUGUCAUUGUUCUGUAUUGCACUGUGAGGCCCAUCUUUGAGGAGGGCAAAAUAAAACUUUGUAAAAAGAAAAAAAAAUAAAAGAGAAUCUUGUAGCAUUUGGGUAUUUCAGAUUAGGGUCAAUCAUUUCCUUUAUUCUUAGGUGUAUUUGCAGGUACCUCUUGGGUGGUUCGUUGUUAGGACAUUUGCCCAACUGUUUUAAGUUGCUGGGUGUGAGCUUAAUGAAAUUGAAACCACAGAUGAUGCCAGUGGAGAAAAAUUUUCUCUGAUGUGACACUUUGUCAGACACUUUUUUGGGUGGGGGGGACGUGGGAUUUGGUUUCUGUGUAUAUGAUACUUUCUAUGAUGUAUAAACAAGUUUACUGGAAAGAGAAUUUGAGUACACUGUGUACUGCUUGUAACUUAAACUUGGAAACCAAGAAUGAUGCAUGAUGUGUUUCAUUACUGACCUGUGGAGCAUAAAAAUGUCAAAUGUUUUCUUUGUUUCUUCUUGUUUGGAAACGCUGAAGUUAAAAUACAUCUGUGCUGUAAUUCUGUCAA